AAAGGAAAAGACAGAGAGUGCACGUCAGAAACAAGCCUGCUGGUUUGGAUUUUGGUUGUGUGGAGGGCUUCAAAGGAAUCCUUUCUCAUCCUCAUCUCUCUCUCUCUCUCUCUCUCCCUCUUUUUUUCUCUCUUCACGCAUACACACAGCCAUGUUUUCAUCUCAUUUCUUCAUGUAUCCAUGGUACUUUACAUUCAAUUGAUUUACUAGAUGCUUCGUGUUGGUUUUGCUUAAUCCUCCUGGUGUUAGGAAGCAAAGGCGAGUUCAAGUCUUAAAGGAGUUUGGUGCUUUUCCACCUAGGAACUAAUUUUAUUUCUUUCUUGUCCAUUUCUUGUUCUUUAGUACUGUACUUCUUUUCUCUCUUCUUAUGCCUCUUAAUUCUCAAGGUUAUUGUGGAAAGAGAAGUGAUAUCAUCAAUAUGUAAGCUGCAGAGAGAAUGAAAGGAUAUUUGUUACAUACAUACAUAUUGAAAUCACAGAAAUUUAAGAGGUCUUAUUGUUUUCCACUUUUGUUAGCCUUACUAAAUUAGGGUUCCCGCUCAGAUCCUAGGACAUUUUGUCACACAUAAAAAAAAGGUUGAUCUGUGGCUCAUGAAUGCAUAUCUUGUAGCUUGUGUCAUCGCCUACGAAGUCGUGUGAUUAUUUCUUUAAUAUAGAGGGAAAAUAUGAUGAAAGGCUUGGUAAUGGAUGAGAAUAUGUCCAAUUUAACUUCAGCAUCCGGUGAAGUAAGUGCUUCUUCAGGCAGCAGAAUUGAAACCAGUGCUAGACACCCACAACAGUCCUUUGAUUCGACAAAUCAACCACCACCAAAGAAGAAGAAAAAUCUUCCAGGAAACCCAGACCCAGAUGCAGAAGUGAUAGCUUUGUCUCCCAACAGUCUACAAAUGACAAACAGAUUUCUAUGUGAGAUCUGCAACAAAGGAUUCAAAAGAGAUCAGAAUCUUCAACUUCAUAGAAGAGGGCAUAACCUGCCAUGGAAACUAAAGCAAAGAACAAACAAGGAGGUGAGAAAGAAGGUGUAUGUGUGUCCAGAGGUUACAUGCGUGCACCAUGACCCAUCAAGGGCUCUUGGGGACCUUACAGGGAUCAAGAAGCACUUUAGCAGAAAGCAUGGUGAGAAGAAGUGGAAGUGUGAAAAGUGCUCAAAACGUUAUGCAGUUCAAUCAGACUGGAAAGCUCACUCUAAAAUUUGUGGCACAAGAGAGUAUAGAUGUGAUUGCGGUACUCUUUUUUCUAGGAGGGACAGUUUCAUCACUCACAGAGCCUUCUGUGAUACUUUAGCAGAAGAGAGCGCAAGAUCUAUGACGGUUCUCUCCUCUCAACAGCCUGGCUCCUCAGCUUCACACCUGAUGAACUUACAAGCCUUAUCAGUCAAAAGAGAGCAAGAUCAAAACCAGUAUCUUUUUAAUCCAAGACCAGAUAGCAUCCCGCCAUGGUUAGCUUGUCCACCAAUAGGAGAAGCUGGUCCAGGUCCACCACAAAUCAAUCUCUCCUCGCAGUUAUUCCCAGCAAAUUUAGACCAGUCAUUUUUGCAACAUGGAAACCCUAGCCCUAACCCUACUGUACUUCCUCCAUUCCAGCCCUCAUCAACAGCUUCCCCUCACAUGUCUGCCACUGCGUUGCUGCAAAAAGCAGCACAAAUGGGGGUGACUGUGAGCAAGCCUUCUCCGUCACCUGCUACUGCUGCCAUACUUAGACCCCACCAAGGUCACAUGUCUGAUCAAAACCCUGGUUUCGGUUCCACAUUGCCAGCUACGUCCACAGCAAAACCUGGUCUAUUUUUUACAUCACGUGAAGAGAUGGGAAGUGGGUUUGGUCAUGGUCUGGCAUCUCUAGAGGAUAAAGCUGGUACUGUCACCUCUGGUAUCAUGGAAUAUCUUGCUGCAAGUGAUGGAGGAGGGACUUCUCUAGUCCAUGAUAUGAUGAGUUCUUUGUCUUCUGCGAGUGGAUUUGAUGGUUCAUCUUUUGACAACGAGGAUUUCAAUGGAAUGUUGAAUCCAAAAAGAGACAGUAGUAAUUUUCAGGAAAUUCUAUCCAAGUCAACAGAGUCUCGAUUUAUAAGGAGUGAUACUGCAUCUGGUAGUCAUCAUGGAGGCGGCAAUGACGGCUUGACAAGAGAUUUCUUGGGUCUUAAAGCCUUUCCCCACAAGGACUUUCUAAAUCUACCAGCUGGGUUUGAUCACAUUAGCCCUUCAACAUACGGGCAAAGGAACCAAAAUCUGCCACCACCUUGGCAAGAAUCUCUACAAUAAAAUAGUAUUCAGCAAUCACAAUGCAUGGAAGCCAUAGGAAGCUCCAUGGAUCACUUUCAGCUAUACAAUAAAAAGUAGUGCUACUUUCACAACUUUUAAAUCCCACCUCACUUGUUCCAGUUCCAGGGUUUGAAGGGGAGACCUUGGAUUGAAAAUCUCAAGUCUCAAUUGUUAAGUUUUUCCAUUUUGAAAACCAUUGAUGCCAACACCUAAAUUUUCGAAAUGUAUUGUAUGUACUAUAUAUAUAGAGCACUCAGAUCUAAAGAUACUUCUACAUUUUGAGC
This is a messenger RNA of Populus euphratica (Euphrates poplar), 2535 nucleotides long. RefSeq names its product zinc finger protein NUTCRACKER-like. The coding region runs from base 665 to 2251 and encodes 528 amino acids. Lineage: Eukaryota; Viridiplantae; Streptophyta; Magnoliopsida; Malpighiales; Salicaceae. Gene Ontology annotation, molecular function: DNA-binding transcription factor activity. Gene Ontology annotation, cellular component: nucleus. The record is from RefSeq and is a predicted model, not a curated record. The transcript is spliced from 5 exons.